This is a messenger RNA of Gorilla gorilla gorilla (western lowland gorilla), 9945 nucleotides long. RefSeq names its product galactose-3-O-sulfotransferase 1 (gene GAL3ST1). NCBI's taxonomy places the organism in Eukaryota, Metazoa, Chordata, Mammalia, Primates, Hominidae. Gene Ontology annotation, biological process: galactosylceramide biosynthetic process; myelination. Gene Ontology annotation, cellular component: membrane. Gene Ontology annotation, molecular function: galactosylceramide sulfotransferase activity. The coding region runs from base 8356 to 9627 and encodes 423 amino acids. The record is from RefSeq and is a predicted model, not a curated record. The transcript has 3 exons.
UGGGAAGAGACCCCUCUGGCAGGGCUGGAAGCACAGGUCUACCAUCAGUGCUCCCUACUCUGGAAAUCUUUGCUUCCCUUGGCUAGUUGCUCACCUCCUCAGCCACGAUCUCACUUCUUGUUCAAAAGCCUGCACUUCACUCUCACCUAGAUGAAGUUCUCACCCCUCUAUAAAAUGGAGGUGAUAACAAGAGCUCCCCAGAGAGGACUAUGAGGCUGCAUGAUGCGUGACAGGUCCCAAGCACAGAAGUGGACCGUGUUGGGUUCAGAGUCCACGCUAAUAAACUACAGCCCCUGCGGUUUGAUACCAGCUCCGCCCUGACUCACCCUCAGAAAGCUGUCUUCAUUCUAGCUCAGCUCAAAAGGCAGAAGGUCAAUGGGAUGUUAGGCUGGAUAAAACAACUCCAUACCAUGUCCCAAACCUGGUUCCAGCACCUAGAGAGAGGGCGACUCUGGUCUGCCUUGUGGCAGUUUAAGCUCUGGUGUUUCGUGGGUGCUUGGGGGCUGCUCCCAGACUGGUGAGGCUUUGAGGGAAAGGGGGACUCAGAGCAAGUGAGGAUGCCUGCUGUUCUCUGGGAGAGGCUGGCAGCUGCUUAGCCUAUGAAAGUGCUUAGUGUGGGAUGAAUGACUGUCACAAUAAUGAUCAUUAUUAAUUGAUGGUGGCACCUGGGUCCCUAAAUGGUGACACCUGCCUGGUCCAUGAUGGGGUUCUAGGCAGCAGUGCUGAAGGGAGGAUGGAGGAGGCAUUUCUGUGCACAAGGAGACCCUCUGCCCAUGGGCAAAGCUGAGACAACUGACCUGAACCUAAGAUUCAAGUGCCUGAACUGAGUCCUAGGGUUCCUGGGGCUUAGGGCCAGGGCAUCUAGAACUGCCUCUUCCUGCCAAGUCCUUGGGGAAGAUCUGCAUCUCCAAUCAGCCCAAAUCCUGCAGAGCUGGUCGAGUGUCUGGGUAUCACCAUUCCUCACCCAGGGAUAGAGGCAGGACACCCUCUCUGAUGAAAGAUUUAGAGCUCAGGAAGUGAAAUCUUGCCAGACUCAUCUUCUGAGCCCUGGUCAGAUGCUCUGCCUCCUGGAAGACUUCCAGGCUGAGUUAGUUGUUCAUUCUUCUGGGUUCCCACAGAUUUUAGAUAAACCUUGGUCCUUGGUUGUGUCUCAGCAUCUUUAAGCCCUGGAGUUUGGCAAGUCUGCGUAUGUACUCCAGGUUUGUCUGCCGUCUACUAGCUGCGUGACCUUGGGCAGGUGACGUUACCUCUCUGAGCUUUGGUUUCUUUACCAGGAGGGUAGACUAACAGGGGUGCUUGAUGCAUCAGCUGUGAGACUUAAAUGAAAUGCAAUAGGUGGGGCAAUUAGCCCUCUGGCACCCCAGCCCACCUGCACCUCUCUGUCCCUCACUCAGGCUUAGAGCCUGUUCUGGGCUCUCUGCAGGCGUCUGCGGUUGCUGUGUCCUUGGCCCAAGGAUACAUGGAAUCUUUCUGUGCCCUUGGAUGAAAGAGCUGCUUGCUUGUUGGGGUCCAAAGAGAGGUGAGGACUGGCCAGGGCUGUCCAGUGGAGGCAGAAGGCCUGGGCAACACCUGCAGGGUACUGGGGUGUGCCACCUGCUAUCCCCAGGAAGCAAACUCAUGAAUAUUCACACCACUGGAGUGGGAGGGAGCCAGCCAGCUUGCUGCUGGGUGUCAUUGGAGCAUUCCUGUCUCCCAGUGACCGCAGAGGCUGCCUGGGAGUUGGACGUGGCUCAGGCAGUGGGUGGAAAGGGGCAGCCAGCCACAGCCCGAGGUGAGUGUGUCUCUUUUGCUCCACCACAGGGGUUACAGGGAAAGUAGGAUACCCUGAGACCUGCCUGGUGGUGAUGCUCUAAGCCAGAAGGUUUACCAUCCUGGGCUGAGUUUCCGUUUGUACAUGAUGUGGGGGAAUAAGUCCUGUUUCUCCUUCAUUCCCUGGAGGGCAUCAGUUCAGCUAAACAGGAGGAUGGCUGGGCCUGGCCUGCUGCCAGCUGUCUGCACUGAUGCAGGCCAAUGUGAUGGGCAUAAUCUAGAAGGGCAGGAAUAGAUGGAGUGGGCUGGUGACGGGGGGACCGUCCAUCCUGAGUGCCUGCGGUUGUCACUACUGUGGGUGGAGGAGGUGGGAGACCCAGGUUCCAGUCCCGUCUCUGCUGCUGCUGGGCUGUGUAACCCCGAAGGUAUCCUUGCCCUCUCUGAGGCUGAGCCUCCCUGCCUCUUUGUCUUCUGGCCCUGAGGCUAGGAGGCUCUGGCUACCUUGAGAUCAUCCCUGAACUUGGCUGCCUGCAAGCCUCCAUUGUGGGCCAGUGGGCACACACUUUGAUGGGGUUGUGGCUGGGACCCUGGGAACGUAAUGAUGAUAAUGAUGAUAACAAUGAUGGCAGGCCCUGCUGAGUGACUGUCUGCUCUGCACCAGCCUCGGGCUGGGUGCUUUCCCUGUGGAAUGCAGAGGAUCUGCACAGCACCCUGUGAUGGAGGGUCAGCUGGUACAGGUUGAGUAUCCCUUAUCCGAAAUGCUUGGGACCAGAAGUGUUUCGGAUUUCAGAUUUUUCAGAUUUUGGAAUAUAUGCAUAUAUGUAAUGAGAUAUCUUGGAGAUGGAACCCAAGUCUAAACAUUUAUGUUUAGAAAGAAUUUAUGUUUCUUUCUUUCUUGUUGAUUUUAUUAUUUAAGCUUUUUUUUUUUUUUGAGACGGAGUCUCGCUCUGUCGCCCAGGCUGGAGUGCAGUGGAGUGAUCUCGGCUCGCUGCAAGCUCCGCCUCCUGCGUUCACGCCGUUCUCCUGCCUCAGCCUCCUGAGUAGCUGGGACUACAGGUGCCUGCCACCAAGCCUGGCUAAUUUUUUUUGUAUUUUUAGUAGAGAUGGGGUUUCACUGUGUUAGCCAGGAUGGUCUCGAUCUCCUGACCUCAUGCUCCACUCACCUCGGCCUCCCAAAGAGCUGGGAUUACAGGCAUGAGCCACUGUGCCCGGCCUAAUUUUAAUUUUUUUGAGAUAGGGUCUUGCUCUGUAGCCCAGGCUGGAGUUUAGUGGCACGAUCAUGGCUCACUGCAGCCUCGACCUCCCAGGUUCAGGUGAUCCUUCCGCCUCAGCCUCCCCAGUAGCUGGGACUACAGGCAUGCACCACCAUGCCUGGCUAAUUUUUGUAUUUUUUGUAGAGAUGAGGUAUUGCCAUGUUGGUCAGGCUGGCCUCAAACUCCUGAGCUCAAGUGAUCCUCCUGUGUCUGUCUUUCAAAGUGCUGGAAUUACAGGCAUGAGCCACCACACCCCAUCUUCAUGUAUGUUUCUUAUACACAUAGCCUCAAGGUAGUUUUAUUUUUCCCUUCAGGACGCUAAAUAAACCUGCGCUUUGACUGAGACCUGUCACGUGAGGUCAGGUAUGGAAUUUUCCAUUUGUGGUGUCAUGUAGGCAUUCAAAAAGUUUUGGAUUUAGGGACAUUUCAGAUUUCAAUUUUUUUUUAUUAUUUUUUUAUCCAUUUAUUUAUUUUUGAGAAAGAGUCUCGCUCUGUCACCCAGGCUGGAGUGCAAUGGCGCAAUCUCAGCUCACUGCAACCUCUGUCUCCCAGGUUCAAGCAAUUCUCCUGCCUCAGCCUCCCAAGUAGCUGGGAUUACAGGUGCGCACCACCACGCCCGGCUAAUUUUUUGUAUAUUUAGUAGAGACAGUGUUUCAGCAUGUUGGCCAGGCUGGUCUUGAACUCCUGACCUCGUGAUCUGCCUGUCUCGGCCUCCCAAAGUGCUGGGAUUAUACCACGCCCGGCCCAUGGGAGCUUUUACAUGCAUGUGCCUCACAUGUAUUACUUUCGUCUGUAGGUCUCCUACACAGGAUCUCUCCUGUGUCUCAGUGAGGUGUUGUCUGCCUGGACCAUGGCCUCAUCCACAUUCUCUGCACAGGCUCUAUAGCCCUGGACACCUUCUGCCCUGAGGGUCAUGGGAAGUCAUUCAUCACACAUUCACCAGGUGCCAGGCUCGGGGAGCUCAGGGAUGAGUCACCAGUAGGCUUGCCUGCAGCAGGGCAUGGAAGGGACCUCACCUCUGGCACGCCGGUGAACCAAGGCUGGGUCAGAGUCAAUGGUAUGAUAAUAAUUAAUAUGAGUUGAUCUCCUGGGUACGUGCAUUAUCUCAGUCUCACAGCCUUAGGGCAAGGCAUGGUGGCUUACGCCCAGCACUUUGGGAGGUGGAGGUGGGAGGAUCACUUGAGGCCAGGAACUCAAGAUCAGCCUGCAACAUAGUGAGAGCCCCCAUCUCUACAAAAAAUUAAAAACUUAGCUGGGCAUGGGUGGUAUGCACUUGAGCGGCCGAGGCGGGAAAUUCACUUGAGGCUAGGUGUUCGAGACCAGCCUGGGCAGUAGCGUGAGACCCCAUCUCUACAAAUUUUUUUUUUAAAAGUAGCCAGGCAUGGUGGUGCAUGCCUGUAGUCCUAGCUACUCAGGAGGCCGAGGCAAGAGGAUCCACUGAGCCCAGGAUUUCUAGGCUGCAAUGAGCUAUGAUCGUGCCACUUCACUUCAGCCUGGGUGAUGGAGCAAGAUCCUGUCUUUUUAAAAAAAUUAUCUCAUAGCCUAGUGACUGUUCUCCCUCAAGCCAGGCUCCUGGCUGCCAGCUAGCUCCUCUCCCGACCUCAGUCUGCCCAGGAGCUCUGCCUGUGAUUACAGAGGGCUCUGUGUGCCUUGAUCUUGCUGUUGUGUGUCCAUUGCACACACGAGGAGACUGAGGCUCAGGGAGGGUGAGGUUCAUAGCUUCAUGCCUAAGUUUACAGUAGCCAGGCAGGAAGGGCACAACCAGCCUUGGUCCCCUCAGGUGGCUGGCAUGGGAGGGACGGACACCAGGGCCCCCUCUGCUUUCCCUCCCCUUAUCCUGGCCGCAGGCUCAGCCCACAGAGACCGGACCCUGCUGUGCUCCCAGGAUAGAGCUUCCUGUCCAACCCCACAUCCCCCACUUCCUGCAAUGCAACUUUCCCUCCUUCCUUCCCCUGGGCUUGGGACAGGGCUUAGGACACACCAGGCAGGGGCUGCCAUGGACAAAGCAGGAAGCAGCACAUUGGAGUUCCGUAGACCUGGGCUCUAAUUCCAGCCCUGCCCCCGCUUUGCUGAAUGACCCUGGAUAAGUUAUGUCACCUCCUGGAACCUCACCUUUCCCAUCUACCAAACGGGGGUGACAGCAGGGUGGGGGGUGGAGUGGCAUCCACUAAGUGGUUGCUGAGUAGGGUCAGUUAGAUGCUCUGGAGAGGCAGGCCCCUGCUUUGGGCCUGGCUCCUAACAGGGGCUCAAAAGUAAAACUAGGAGGGAUGGCCCAAGGUUCAGCGGCUGGCAGCACCCAGCAUGUGUAGCAGGGGCCUGGCAAGCUUUGAGAAAUAGCAAAUGGGGGCCAGGCUCAGUGGCUCACACCUGUAAUCCCAACACUUUGGAAGGCCAAGGUGGGUGGAUCGCUUGAAGUCAGGAGUUUGAGACCAGCCUGGCCAACAUGGUGAAACCCCGGCUCUACUAAAAUGCAAAAAUUACUUGAGUGUGGUGGUGGGCACCUGUAGUCCCAGCUACUGGAGAGGCUGAGGCAGGAGAAUCACUUGAACCCAGGAGGUGGAGGCUGUAGUGAGCCGAGAUCGCACCACUGCACUCCAGCCUGGGCAACAUAGGGAGACUCUGUCUCAAAAACAAACAAACAAAAGAGGAAAUGGGAGAAUGAAACCAGUGAGUGAAUGAGUGAAUGAGUGAACCAGUAAUGGGGUGGGGGGGGGGUGCGGGUGGAGGAACUGUCCUGGGCGGGGCCAGGUGGAGCCUGAUUGGCGGGGCAGGGAGGCUGGUCUGCCCCCUGCUGCUGGGCCUGAACCUCAGCGCCUCCACUAUUGCAGCCUCCCUGAUUCCAGAAGGUACCUUGGUGAGUGGGGCUGCUGGGGCCGGGGUGGGUCCUUGGGAUUUCCAGAGGGCAAGCCACAGGAAUCCUAAUCCCUCCUCAUCUUUAAGUCAGAGAAACUGAGGCCCAGAGUUUUGGACUAUGAUCUUGUCCACGACUCUGCCCUGUUUUCUGCUGGGUCGCUGAGAAGUGGGAGGCUGACAGGGGUGCUUGAGGCUGAGGCAGGUUUGAGCUUUGUGGGCGGCCCAGCCCCUACUCCUUUUGGGGUUGAAGGCAGGCCCCCCGGGCCUCAGGAGGGGUACAGAUAACACUCUAAGUGAUGACUAUGUGCUGGUUGCUUUGCUCAGAAAAGUUCUCCAGAGAAUGGCUAGGGGCGCCUCCAGCUUUCUCAUUUUACAGAUGAAAAACUGAGACUCCAUGAGGGUUCUUGGCUUGUCUGAAAUCACAGUGCUGGAUUGAAACACAGGCUUGAGGGUCCCAGAGCCUGAGGUUGGUGCUGGGGCCCCUCCAUGGCUGCCGGGUUUAUUCCGCUUUGCAAGCUUUCUGAUUUGUUACUUAAAUGUGCUAAGUAACAAAUUAACUAACACAUUUGUUAACGUGUUGACAAUUAUUGCCUUUUUUUGAGAUGGGGCCUCACUCUGGUCACCCAGGCUGAAGUGCAGUGGCGACCUUGGCUCACGGUAACCUCUGCCAACCUCUGCCCCCCAGGCUCAAGCAAUCCUCCCACCUCAGCAUAACUUUUCCAGGGCAUAGUGUGUGCGACCCUCCCCCAGGGGGGCUGACUCCAGGGACAGUGGUGAUAAUGCGAUGCAUGUAGUUAUUAGCACAUGUGACUUUUCCUGGCCUCAGGGGCCCAGGGCGCAGUGCAGUGUGAGCCAGGACAGAAGUGGAAAGUUCGGGACAAGAGUAGAAAGUUUGGGGACCUGGUUUUGCAGCUGAGGGGAGGUGGGAAGGCCCUCCAAGCCGCAGCUCUCUCCUGGACUCCAGUUCCUCAGCCUGAACUGCCCCCGUUACAGUCCACGUCUCAGUCCCCUGCUGAUAGGGUUGCCACGCUUAGAUCAUCCCCCCAAACAAACAAAUAACAACAGGCUGGGCACAGUGGCUCAUGCCUAUAAUCCCAGCACUUUGGGAGGCUGAGGUGGGAGGAUUGCUUGAGUCCAGGAGUUCAAUACCAGCCUGGGCAUCUCAAAAAUAAUAAUAUAAAAUAAAUAUUAAAAAUAUAUAAAAAUGGGCCAUGCGCGGUGGCUCAUGCCUGUAACUCUAGCACUUUGGGAGGCCAAGGUGGGCAGAUCACAAGGUCAGGAGAUCAAGACGAUCCUGGCCAACAUGGUGAAACUCCAUCUCUACUAAAAAUACAAAAAUUAGCUGGGUGUGGUGGCGUGUGCCUGUAAUCCCAGCUACUUGGGAGGCUGAGGCAGGAGAAUCGCUUGAACCAGGGAGUCAAAGGUUGCAGGGAGCCGAGAUUGCGCCACAGCACUCCAGCCUGGCGACAGAGCAAGACUCCGUCUCAAAAAAAUAAAAUAAACAUAUAAAAAUGAAAAAUAAAAUAAGGAAAUAACAACAAAACCUCCAGGACAUCUAGUUAAGUUUGAAGUUUGAAUAAUUUUUUGUUUUUGAGACAGAGUCUCACUCUGUCACCCAGGCAGGAGUACAGUGGCACCAUCUCGGCUCACUGCAACCUCUACCUCCUGGGUUCAAGCGAUUCUUCUACCUCAGCCUCCUGAGUAACUGGGACUAUAGGCGCAUGCCACCACACCCAGCUAGUUUUUGUAUUUUCAGUAGAGAUGGAACUUCACCAUAUUGGUCAGGCUUGUCUCAAACUCCUGACCUCAGGUGAUCCACCCUCCUCGGCCUCCCAAAGUGCUAGGAUUACAGGCGUGAGCCACAGUGCCCAGCCUUGGAAUAAUUUUUAGUAUAACUAUGUCCCAUGCAAUAUUUGGAAUAUACUUAUACCGUAAAAAAUUGUAUUCAUUGUUUAUCUGAAAUUCGAAUUUAACUGAGCAACCCUACAGGCUGGGUUUGGAAAGGGGGUGGGUGUGUGAGCAGAGGCCUGGCCAGCUGUGUGACUUGAGCCUUCUUCUUCCCAGCUGUGAGUCUCAGUUUCUCCAUCAGCCACCCUACAGACUCCAGGGGGCACAGGGGCCAGUGAGGAGAGAAGAGCCCUGGGCUCUUACUGGGCACCUCACCUGUACCACUGUGGGGUGGGUGGCACAGGGGACAGGUAGGGCUGGCUGUGCUUUCUGAAAGGUGAAGGAUUCAGGCCCCAGAGAGCCCUUGGCCUUCCCUAUAGACAGCCCUGGCCCAGGCCUGGGGGAGAGGGGGCCCAGGGCACGGGGAGAGGGUCUUCUUUUCCUUCUUAUUUAUUUGUUUAUUUAUUUGAGACAGGGUCUCACUGUGUCAUCCAGAGCUGGAGUGCAGCGGCACAGUCAUGGCUCACUGGAACUCAGGCUCAAGCAAUCCUCCCGCCUCAGCCUUCCAAGUAACUAGGACUACAGGCAUGUGCCACCACGCCUGGUGUCUGAGAUGCUGCCACCGCAGAAGAAGCCCUGGGAGUCCAUGGCUAAGGGGCUGGUGCUGGGCGCGCUCUUCACCAGUUUCCUGCUGCUGGUGUACUCCUAUGCUGUGCCCCCGCUGCAUGCUGGCCUGGCCUCCACGACCCCGGAGGCCGCAGCGUCCUGCUCUCCACCUGCGCUCAAGCCAGAGGCAGUGAUCCGGGCCAACGGCUCGGCGGGGGAGUGCCAGCCGCGGCGCAACAUCGUGUUCUUGAAGACGCACAAGACGGCCAGCAGCACCCUGCUCAACAUCCUGUUCCGCUUCGGCCAGAAGCACCGGCUCAAGUUCGCCUUCCCUAACGGCCGCAAUGACUUCGACUACCCGACCUUCUUCGCCCGCAGCCUGGUGCAGGACUAUCGGCCCGGGGCCUGCUUCAACAUCAUCUGCAACCACAUGCGCUUCCACUACGACGAGGUGCGCGGCCUGGUGCCGACCAACGCCAUCUUCAUCACGGUGCUCCGCGACCCCGCCCGCUUGUUCGAGUCCUCCUUCCACUACUUCGGGCCGGUGGUGCCCCUCACGUGGAAGCUCUCGGCCGGCGACAAGCUGGCCGAGUUCCUGCAAGACCCGGAUCGCUACUACGACCCCAACGGCUUCAAUGCCCACUACCUCCGAAACCUGCUUUUCUUCGACCUGGGCUAUGACAACAGCCUGGACCCCAGCAGCCCGCAGGUGCAGGAGCACAUCCUGGAGGUGGAGCGUCGCUUCCACCUGGUGCUCCUUCAAGAGUACUUCGACGAGUCGCUGGUGCUGCUGAAGGACCUGCUGUGCUGGGAGCUGGAGGACGUGCUCUACUUCAAGCUCAACGCCCGCCGCGACUCGCCCGUGCCGCGUCUCUCCGGGGAGCUGUACGGGCGCGCCACCGCCUGGAACAUGCUGGACUCCCACCUCUACCGCCACUUCAACGCCAGCUUCUGGCGCAAGGUGGAGGCCUUCGGGCGGGAGCGCAUGGCCCGCGAGGUGGCCGCCCUGCGCCAUGCCAACGAGCGCAUGCGGACCAUCUGCAUCGACGGGGGCCACGCCGUGGACGCCGCCGCCAUCCAGGACGAGGCCAUGCAGCCCUGGCAGCCGCUGGGCACCAAGUCCAUCCUGGGCUACAACCUCAAGAAGAGCAUCGGGCAGCGGCACGCGCAGCUCUGCCGGCGCAUGCUCACGCCCGAGAUCCAGUACCUGAUGGACCUCGGCGCCAACCUGUGGGUCACUAAGCUCUGGAAGUUCAUUCGCGAUUUCCUGCGGUGGUGACGUCCCACCGCCCAGCGGCUUGCCUGCCUGCUCGCUCCCUGCAGAGGGGCUGAGCAGGACGCCGCUGGUGCUGGCCGCCCCCAGCCCCCUCCUGGUGCCACCUCAGACCCCGGGGUGAGGGGGGGCUCCCUGGGGGGACGCAGCCAGCCAAGACUGGGCCCAUGCACACAGAGAGGGCCUAACCGAGAUCAGUAUUUAACUAAUUAUACCAGUUUUUAUUAAACCCCUUUCCCUCCCCGAUAAAGAAUGUUCUAUUUCUGCCUCCCCUUAAAGGGGAGACCUCAGAAGUAAAGGAAUUUGAUGUUGUGUUUUUGUUAA